Messenger RNA from Trematomus bernacchii (emerald rockcod), 735 nucleotides. Its product is annotated as regulating synaptic membrane exocytosis protein 2-like. Gene Ontology annotation, cellular component: cytoskeleton of presynaptic active zone; presynaptic membrane. NCBI's taxonomy places the organism in Eukaryota, Metazoa, Chordata, Actinopteri, Perciformes, Nototheniidae. The transcript is spliced from 5 exons. The record is from RefSeq and is a predicted model, not a curated record. Bases 1 to 735 code for a protein of 244 amino acids. Gene Ontology annotation, molecular function: small GTPase binding; transmembrane transporter binding. Gene Ontology annotation, biological process: regulation of membrane potential; regulation of synaptic plasticity; positive regulation of synaptic transmission.
AUGUCUGCUCCACACGGGCCCCGGGGCGGCCCUGGCCCUGCUGCCGCUGCCGCUGCUGCCGCUGCCGCCGCUGCUGCUGCUGCCUCAGCGGCCGGCGACAUGCCGGAGAUGCCGGACCUGAGCCACCUCACCGAGGAUGAGAGGAAGAUCAUCCUCGGUGUCAUGGACCGACAGAAGAAGGAGGAUGCGAAGGAACAGACGAUGUUAAAGAAGUUGCACCAGCAGUUUGAAUCGUAUAAGGACCAGGUUAAGAAGAUGGGGGAGGAGACUAAGCCGGCUCAGGACCUGAAGAGCGAAGCCCCAACCUGCGGGAUAUGCCACAAAACCAAGUUUGCCGAUGGCUGUGGCCACCUCUGUUCAUAUUGCCAAACGAAAUUCUGUGCUCGGUGCGGAGGACGAGUGUCUCUGCGGUCAAAUAAGGAGGACAAAGUGGUUAUGUGGGUAUGCAACUUGUGCCGAAAACAACAAGAAAUCCUCACCAAGUCGGGAGCGUGGUUCUACGGCCCGGAGCCCGGUCAGGUACGGGGUGUGUUUGAGGGCGGGCCGCAGGGGAAGAAGGCCAAACUGCAGGACCCGUCUCUCUACCCCUACCAGGGAGCCCCAGGGGACCUGACACCAGGGUCAGACAGAAGCAGACCUCACGGCGGGCUCCUGCCCAGACAGGCGUCCCUUGACAACGGAUCGGGGCUGAGCACUCUCUCAGACACUGACACCACGGACAUGCUGUGUUUGUGA